CUUCCCUUGUCGGUUUGGCUACAGAGUGGGACAGUGGGUACAGUAUUUGGCACAUAGAGUUCUUAAACACCCACACCCAAAUCUUGCUGAUUUCAAUGCAACACAGUAUGAGCCAACUCCGCCGAGCGCUUUUCUUCGCUCCCCGCAAUGUUAUCUCCUCGGCUCUUGCCACUGGCAUUCAUUCAUCGCCAUCGAUCCACUCCCUAGUUGAUCUCAAAGUAAAUUCCCACCGACUUCUCAAAUAUCCGUGGUCCACAGCCCAAUAUAGAGGCUUUAAAUUGAACGGUGCCGAUGUGAAGCCAGGGAAUGUUAUUCAGAGAAAAGGAAAGAUUUAUCAGGUGGUGAAGGCUCAACAUACUUCACAAGGAAGAGGAGGAGCUAUUGUUCAGGUAGAGCUGCGGGACGUUGAUAGUGGAACCAAAGUGAAUGAGAGAUUCCGUACUGAUGAGGCAAUUGAGAGGGUAUUUGCUACAGAAAGGACUUUUACAUACCUCUAUACUGAUGAUGAAACUGGAAAUAUUGUGUUAAUGGAACCUGAUACAUAUGCACAGCUGGAUGUACCACGACAUCUGUUUGGUAACUCUUAUGUCUACCUUCAAGAUGAUAUGAGAGUGAGUGUGCAGCUGUAUGAUGAAAGGCCGAUGUCAGCAUCUAUUCCUUCGCGUGUAACAUGCACUGUUGCUGAAACUCAAAUUCAAGUGAAGGGUGCUUCAGUUACUCCUCAGUACAAGAGGGCUGUUUUGGACAAUGGUCUUACUAUCAUGGUGCCAGGACACAUCUUAUCAGGGGACAAGAUAGUAGUCAGCACCACCGACAACACUUACAUGUACAAGGCUUAGAGUGACUGGUCUGCCAAACAUCUCGCUUUACUAGAGUGACUAAUAAUAUUAUUCACAUGGGAUAAUCCUUCCCACCACCAUUUUCUUACUUUCUAUUUAUAGAUUAUUGCUUUUACCAUUAUAUAGAAUUCAUUUUAAUUCUUACCAAGUACAUGGAUCUCUGAAAAAUGCAUGCACAUCUGAUUAAAUACUUGACUUUCUAUUGUCAAGUAUUUAUUACACAUUGAUCCGUUAAAAUUUUAGUAUCAAACGAGAAGUCACAGUGUUAGCUUCCAGCCUUCCAGCCUUCCACUCAACUUUUGAUGGUUUUCACUUUUUA
Messenger RNA from Cuscuta epithymum, 1158 nucleotides. The record is from the annotation of a GenBank genome assembly. Lineage: Eukaryota; Viridiplantae; Streptophyta; Magnoliopsida; Solanales; Convolvulaceae.